GUAGACCAACAAACGGCACUCUGAAAGGUUGUUCGCAAGUUGCUGAUCAACACAAAGAUGACGUUGAUGACAUUUGCGCUUUUGGCUCUGCUGGUGGCUCUGGGCUAUCAGUAUCUCACCUGGACCUUCGGCUACUGGCGGAAGCGUAAGGUGCCGGGUCCCAGUCCAAAGCCAUUAACUGGCAACUUUCCCAACAUGUACACACUGAAGCGACAUUCCUUCUAUGAUAUGCAGGAUAUCUAUCGCAAAUACAAGCAGGAUUAUGAUAUGGUUGGCAUGUUCCUUGGCCGAGCUCCACAGUUGCUGGUGCUCAAUCCAGAGCUGGCACAUCGUGUUUUUGUAGCUGAUUUCAAGAGCUUCCAUGACAAUGAGUUGGCUAAUGCGGUCGACGAGAAGUCCGACUACAUUCUGGCAAACAAUAUGUUCACCAUGAAGGGCGAGCAGUGGAAGCAGCGUCGAACGGACAUAACUCCCGGACUGACCAUGAGUCGGAUCAAAACAGUUUAUCCGGUGACCAACCAAGUGUGCAACAAGCUCACCGAAUACAUUCGCAAGCAGUCGCGCAUUGGAGCACCCGAUGGCCUCAAUAGCAAGCAUCUCAGCCUGUGCUACACCACGGAAAUGGUCACCGAUUGUGUCCUGGGACUCAGCGCAAAGAGCUUCACCGAUAAUCCCACGCCCAUCAUGGACAAAAUGAAAAAUGUUUUCGAUCAGUCGUUGACCUUUAUAUUGAACGUCAUGAUAUUCGCUAUGUUUCCGAUCUUAAGCAAAAUCCGUAAACUACGCUUUAUUCCCAAGGAUGUCGAAAAGUUCUUUGUCAGCCUCGUAGAAACCGCCAUCGAUGCACGCAAGCAACAACUUGAUAUUGGCAAACAAUUUGAUCGUGUCGACUUUUUGGACUACAUCAUGCAGUUGGGCAACAAGCAUAAAUUGAGCACUCGUCAGCUGGCGGCAUUCUCGAUGACCUUUCUCAUCGAUGGCUUCGAAACAACGGCAACUGUGCUGGCUCAUGCUUUGCUCUUCUUGGCUCGUGAUGUCAAAAUUCAGCAACGAUUGCGCGAUGAGAUCCAUGCGAAUCUGAACAAUCAAGGCUUUGUUGACUUUGAUAAACUGAACGACUUGCCCUUCCUAGACGCUUGUGUGCAGGAAACCAUUCGCUUCUUCCCGCCUCUGAUUGCAUCCAACAAGCUGUGUACUAAGCGCAUUGAUCUACCCAAUGGCAAGGGUCCAACGGUUACCAUAGAACCGGGCACUGUUGUAGUUGUCCCUCACGGUUGCUUCAUGAAGGACGAGGAUUACUUUACCAAUCCCGAACUCUUCCAACCCGAUCGUUUUAUGGAACCAAAUGCAGCCAAAACCUAUCGUGAUCGUGGCGUUUUCAUGGCCUUCGGAGAUGGUCCACGCAUCUGCAUAGGCAUGCGCUUCGCUUUAACUCAGAUCAAAGCUGCUAUUGUUGAGGUGAUCAACAAUUUCGAUGUCAAAAUCAAUCCAAAGACACGUAAGGACAAUUUAAUUGAUAGCUCAAGCUUCCUCCCUAAGCUCCAAGGUGACAUUUGGCUGGACUUUGAAGAGCGCAAGUAAAGUAUCAUAUAUUUUGAAAUAAUAAAG
Drosophila albomicans is the source of this 1608-nucleotide messenger RNA. Its product is annotated as probable cytochrome P450 28a5. Lineage: Eukaryota; Metazoa; Arthropoda; Insecta; Diptera; Drosophilidae. The transcript is spliced from 6 exons. Gene Ontology annotation, molecular function: heme binding; monooxygenase activity; oxidoreductase activity, acting on paired donors, with incorporation or reduction of molecular oxygen. Bases 58 to 1581 code for a protein of 507 amino acids. The record is from RefSeq and is a predicted model, not a curated record.